This is a messenger RNA of Aureobasidium melanogenum CBS 110374, 1125 nucleotides long. RefSeq lists its product as uncharacterized. The transcript has 2 exons. Bases 1 to 1125 code for a protein of 374 amino acids. Gene Ontology annotation, biological process: tRNA wobble position uridine thiolation. Lineage: Eukaryota; Fungi; Ascomycota; Dothideomycetes; Dothideales; Saccotheciaceae. The record is from RefSeq and is a predicted model, not a curated record. Gene Ontology annotation, cellular component: cytosol. Gene Ontology annotation, molecular function: tRNA binding; sulfurtransferase activity.
AUGCCGACAAGCGUGCCUAGAGAGUCUGCUUUGGGAGUUUGCAAGCAGUGCCAGGUGCACGAUGCAGUGGAAAAUGUCCGGUCUCGACCUAUGUGCAAGGACUGCUUCUGCAAAUAUAUCGCAACAAAGGCUGUGAAGCGCAUGGAAAAGUUUCGCACAAGAUUCUCUACUGCAGGUCAGCAACGAAUGCUACUGCUUCCUCUCUCGAUGGGCGUAUCCUCAUUGGCGCUGCUACACUGUCUGGACGAGCAACUCAAACGACAGAUCGAAAACACAGGACGUACUGGUUUCGCAUUGCAAGUGCUGCACGUAGACAUGACUGCCGUUGUGCCUGAAGGUCCUUCGGCAACAGAUCUGGACGCUGUCAAAGAACGCUAUCCGACACACGAAUACACAUCAAUUCCCAUAUCAUCAGUCAUGGAAGUGGAAGACGUACAAGAGCUACUCAAACAAUACGGCAUCGACACACCCGCGACCCUCAACGACGGCAUCGAGAACACAAACCUCCAAUCCCUACAGAACCUCCUCCAAGCCAUUCCUACCGCUACAGCCCGCGCCGAUGUCCUCCAAAUCCUCCUCCACAAACUCAUAGUCGAUUUCGCAAAAGCAGAUACUUGUGAAGCCAUUGUCUGGGGCGAUAGUACAACACGCCUGGCCGAGAAAACACUAGCCGAAACCGCUAAAGGAAGAGGAUUUGCGCUUGCAUGGUUGGUCUCGGACGGCCCUUCACCCUACGAAAUCGACUUCUACUAUCCUCUACGCGACCUACUGAAGAAAGAAAUCCACGCCUUUGCUAAAUACGUGAAUCCACCUCUAACACCUUUGGUCGCGCCAGAAGCACCGCUGGAAACUGUAGUCAGCGCAAAACACAGCACUAUUGAUGGACUCAUGCGCAACUACUUUGACGCUGUCGAGAAGAACUAUCCCAGUAUUGUUGCCAAUGUGGUUAGAACUACGGCAAAGCUCGCGGCUCCAAGUGUUGGAGCUGGAGAUGCGAGUUGCAGUCUUUGCGGUUUGCCUUUGCUGUUGACGCCGAGGACGGAAGAGGGCUUAGUUGCUGAGGGCAAGGCGCCUCCGCCAUUGUGCUAUGGCUGUAUGAGGAGUGUGCCCAUGUUUUCUCCUUGA